AUGACACCAGGGCUCGUUUCAACUGUGGGUGAGAUCGUGUUUGGGAGAUACAAAUUGGAUCCUCGUUCGUUAAACUUAGAAGAAAAUGACUUUCUUGCCGAGACAAGCUUAGGAGGUGUCGAAGUGAAGUGCUGCUACAAACCGUGUUCCCAAUGGGGUGUUCUCACUGGACUUUGCGGGAAACACGAUAAAUGCCCUGCGUGGCGCUUAGUCAUGGACCUCGAGAUUCAGCAAGGAUUUGGAAAACUUGACUACGCUGCGCUGAGCGUAGGUUUCAAGGCAAGCGCUCCAGGUAAGCAGCCUCGGCACGGUAUCGUGGUGACUGAUGAUUACGGACCUCGAAGGGACAACAGCCAUACCUGGCAAUUUAAUGCCUCGACGUCUGCGACUCAGGAAGAAGGUGACACCCUACGUAGGCGCAUAACAUGGAUGGUUAAGGAGGCCAGGGGUACAAAGGAAUCACAACUCUCGCUUUCUUGGGAGCUUUGGGUGACGGUAAGACAUGAUGGGGACCACCUUUUUGUUAUCAGUCCGGAUGUCUCUGGUCGGCUGCAGGGGCUGGAUAGAAUAUGGGGCUUUUGGCCGAAGGUCCCAAUUCAGCCUAGGACUGUCCAACCUCAAGUCAACGAGGGAAUGGAGCUGAGUCCUCACAGUCCGACAGUGCUGCUGAAGACGUUUCAGAAAAACGCCAGUGAUCAAACAGUGUCACUUACCACUGGACUCGAGAUGGCAAUUGAGCAUUCAGGCCUUUCGGGGUCUCUCUUUGACUCCGAGUCGGUGCUUCAGCCCCCUAAAUCAAAUUUUUCGGCAGAGAUAUGGCUCGACAAAUUGAGCACAACAGUAGGCUCUCGGAUACGUGAGCGUCGACGACAAGGAGACACGGCGGUGAAAGUUGCCGUUCUUGACACCGGUAUUAACCGCGAACAUCCGGCGAUCGAAAAAAAUCGGAGAAAGAACUGCUCUAGCAUAAGGGAUUACCGGGAUUGGACCGACUCUCCUCAUGGUAUCGAAGAUCGCGUUGGCCACGGUACUGCAGUGUGUGACAUCCUUCUACAAGUAGCAAAGGUAGACCUGUAUGUCGGAAAGGUAUCCGAGCGGUCCCAUUUCGAUGACCAAACAGCUGCAAGAGUCGCUGAGGCGAUUAAUCAUGCUGCUUCGAGAACGGGAUGGGACGUUGAUAUCAUUGUGCUAUCUUUCGGGUUUGACCGGCAAGUUGACCCCAUUCGUUUGGCGAUCCAGGACGCCUUCAACCUGAACAAGAUUGUUCUAGCUGCUGCGUCCAAUUCAGGCUCCUUGAGUCUGGAGAAGCGAGUGACCUAUCCCGCCAAUGUCCAAGGGCAAGUCCUAAGUAUUCGAUCUGCUACAGGCUUUGGUUCAAGAUCUCUUGCUUCACCUACGCGCUCAGACGGCGAUGAUAGCUUUAUGAUUCUGGGUGAAGGGAUAAAAGCAGCCUGGCCACCAUACCUAAACGAAUCGGGCUGUAAAACUCGAUAUGUCUCGGGAAGUUCCUUUGCAACACCGGUGGCCGCAGGCAUUGCAGCUCUUGUCCUAGAGUUUUCGAUGCAGCGAGGCAGACACGGGCCCAACGUGUCUCCGCCACAGAGGGCCAUCCUUCGGUCCUACCGUGGACUCCGAAGAGUCUUUCUGUAUAUGUCAACCAUUGACGAUCAGAGCGUGAACAUUGAUUGCCGCAUGAUUGCUCCUUGGAGACUCUUCAAUCCUGAACGGGACUAUGAAGGUCAUAAGUACGAGAUUGAGAUGUUGAUGAACUCGACGUCAUAG
This is a messenger RNA of Penicillium cataractarum, 1782 nucleotides long. Its product is annotated as S8/S53 family peptidase. NCBI's taxonomy places the organism in Eukaryota, Fungi, Ascomycota, Eurotiomycetes, Eurotiales, Aspergillaceae. The record is from RefSeq and is a predicted model, not a curated record. Gene Ontology annotation, biological process: proteolysis. The coding region runs from base 1 to 1782 and encodes 593 amino acids. The transcript is spliced from 3 exons. Gene Ontology annotation, molecular function: serine-type endopeptidase activity.